GACAACAACAGUGUCUCACUGCAUGACGCCGCUAUUAAAGGCUUCAUUGCCUGCGUGCGUCUUCUUCUGCGAGCGGGCGCGGACGUGAACGCUCGAGCGAACACUGGCGGAACUCCUCUUCACGUUGCGUCUUACAACGGACGUGUUGAUGCCGCCGAACUCCUCAUCGCCGCGGGCGCGAACCUGGAAGCGAGGAGUCAACAUGGUACCACCCCGCUGCGCGUUGCCCUCCGAAGAGGUCAUCGCGAGGCCGCCCUGACGCUGCUGCGUGCCGGCGCGGCCAUC
This is a messenger RNA of Aureococcus anophagefferens, 285 nucleotides long. RefSeq lists its product as hypothetical. The annotation marks the transcript as partial. Gene Ontology annotation, molecular function: protein binding. Lineage: Eukaryota; Pelagophyceae; Pelagomonadales; Pelagomonadaceae. The record is from RefSeq and is a predicted model, not a curated record. The transcript has a single exon.